AUGGACGAAAAUACAGAUAUCAAAGAUAGCUCUGAAAAUAAUAUUUCAGAGCUUGAGUCAUAUAUUUUAGAGCUCAACAAGAAGGCCAUGACAAAUUUAGAUUCCCCUAAAGAGUCGCUUCAGUUUUUGCAGGAAGCUGAAAAGAUUUUGCUUGACGGGGCAAAUCCUGAAAUAUCCAAUAUGCAAAACCGAUUGAAAUUAACUUCUAUUACAUUCAAUAAUUUUGGCUGCUAUUAUAAACGAACCAAGCAGCCAAAUGUAGCUUUAUUUUACCUAAAACAAGCUUUUAAGCUUGAAGUCCAAACAUAUUCAGAUCCUGCAGCAAUUGCAUCAACUCAGCUCAAUAUCUGUGCCAUAAAUUCACAGCUUGGCAAACAUGAUAUUGCGCUGAAUUAUGCAAUUCAAGCCUUAAGCUUGCUUACUCUCUACUUUCGUGAGCGUACAAAGCUAUUGGAAAAAUCCCUAUUAUUUGACCGAAUACCAACCCUCCAUGAACAACAAAUGUUUUAAUUUAUGAAAAUAUAUAUUGAUAUAUAAAUGAUAAUUAGUAUAAUGAAAUCUCUAACUAAUUCAGUUGAAUUUCAUUUUAAAAUAUAAAUUUUACAAAAUAGAUUAUUAGAAAAAAAUAUAGAAUUUAUAUAAUUUUUGUUUUAAAAAAAUUAACCCCUAUGAGCGAAAAAAAAAUUUUUUGUUCACUUACGGAGCAGGUUGGGAGUUAAAGAUAUAGAAAAUAGUGACGAAAAUUUAGCUGAAAAUGCUGUAACGACAUUGAUUGUUGCUCACUAUAAUGUAGGAGUAGAAAAUGAAUACCUUCAAAAAUUUGAUCAUGCUUUAGAGCAUUACAGCCACAGACAGAUUAUUUCUCGCACAUGUCGCCAAUUUGAGUCCAACUCGUAGUUGGUUCCACAAUAAAUGUUGCAAAGCCAACUCCACGAGUUGAAAAUGUGCCUGUAAUUGCCAUUUUUCAACAUAUGGAGUUGAUUUGGUUUUAUGUCAAGCUACUCCACAAGCUAUCCCUCCAAUUGGCAGCUAGGAUGAGAGAAUAAUCUGUCCCAGGCUAUAUCAAAAAGGCUAUGAUUUUGCAUUAAAACAUUUAGGCCCAAGCAACCAAUUGACUGAAAAUCUGUUUAAUAGCUUGAUGCAGUCAAGUAAGCGAUAUGGAGCAUUUAAUGUUUUUCAACAAACUCGUCAGAAUAAGCGAGAACUAAGCAGAGUCAUUUCCCACAGUCUUACUCCAUCUCUAAAAUCAAGGAAACCUGAAAUUCUUGAUAAUAUUUCAAGGCUAAACACAGGGUAUCGAAAAACUCCAAUACCAAAAAUGAGGUCACGGAAAAAAAUUACCCCAGAAAUGAAUUUAAAUCAAAGCUACACUUAUAACCCCACCUAUAAUCCAAGCUCCCCAAUUGAUCGAAAAAGACUAAUAGAACUAGGUAUUGGUGGAACAAGAAAAUAUUUAGAUGCGACUAGGCGUCUAAAAAUGUACUGUGCUAAGAUUAUAUCUUAA
Molecule: messenger RNA, 1504 nt
Organism: Blepharisma stoltei
Lineage: Eukaryota; Ciliophora; Heterotrichea; Heterotrichida; Blepharismidae
Source: the annotation of a GenBank genome assembly